Molecule: messenger RNA, 5163 nt
Organism: Mobula hypostoma (lesser devil ray)
Lineage: Eukaryota; Metazoa; Chordata; Chondrichthyes; Myliobatiformes; Myliobatidae
Gene: man2a1
Product: mannosidase, alpha, class 2A, member 1
Exons: 22
Coding region: 1502-4948 (1148 amino acids)
Biological process (GO): N-glycan processing; mannose metabolic process; protein deglycosylation
Cellular component (GO): Golgi membrane
Molecular function (GO): alpha-mannosidase activity; carbohydrate binding
Source: RefSeq, a predicted model, not a curated record
UCCCUCCGCCGCUUCCUGCCACCUCGGUCUGAGAGAAAGCUGCAACCAGCAGGCUCCGUCCUUCGCUCCCACGCCCGCUCACCCCGCCCCUCCGCGGGAAACGGCAACCGCGGCGGGAAGCGAACGAUCGCCGCGCGCGCACACGGAGAGAAACGAACGAUCGCCGCGCGUACGCGCACGCACGGAGAGAAACGAACGAUCGCCGCGCGUGCGUGCGCACGCACGCCGCACCGCGCGAGGCCACGUCAGCAGCGAGCGCUUACGGCGGCGUGCAGCCGAGCCUCUCUGGCGAUUUCAACAGAAGCGAGCGUUAUUUUAUUACAUAAAAAAACAAAAGUAGUGUUUCUGGUUGAUUGGAGCGCUGUGCGGAGGAUGUCCGCGGCACACUCAUGUUAAAAGGUGUACUUGUAUGUAAUUGACGUUAUCCGACGAGUAUCUUCUUGAAAAAAAUAUUGGCAGCCCAGCCUUACGAGCAGUUCACUGUUGAAGUAGAGCCAGUUUCGACGUGUUGGAUGAAGGGAGAGAAGGGCAACAUGAAAACCCUCGUUCCGAAUGGCGGAAGCUACUGUGCCUGACGUCUCUGUGCAGCAGAAUCGGCCGAAGGCGUGGAUACGCUCACCAGCAAGGGAACUCACAUUGAAUAAAUAAAGCUAUACAUACACAGCUAUGCACCCAGUGUGUAUUGAUUUUUGUAAAAUUGUGAAUGCUUAAUGCGUCAGGAAAUCGGAUGUGUGUCUGCAUGUGACCCUCCAUUGAUAAAGGAAGAAGAUUUCUAGGGUAAAGGAUCAUUCUCCUAUGCUGAAUUUAUUUAGGGGACGGAAAAAGGGUCGCCCGAUCAAACAGUCCUAUACAUUAUUGUUAAUUUUUCUACAGCAAACAGUAGAUGCAGUUUAACCGAUAACUCUCGAGAGUUUAGGUAAAAGGACCUAUAACAAAAAAUACUUGUGGAGCAUAGUUCGGCGAGAUUUCACACAGCCGAUUUAUGGUUUGGCAGUUUUGAAUGGUAACUACUGUAGAGGAGAGCUGCACAAAGCCAAAUAAACAAACAAACAAUAACAACUUGUGAUCGUGUUUAUACCGCCUACUUCGACUGCGCUGAGUUGGGAAAUACGGGUUGUUCCUCGCCUGGUUUCUAUCGACAAUACAACUUGUUUAGCUCCUGGACACCUUUUCCCUGUCGAAGAAAUUUUAUUUUACCGGGAUAUGUAUAAAGACUGAUACCACUGACCUUACGACUAGUUGAGGAAGAUUUUGGCAAUAGUUUUAUCUCGUGACUUUUCAUUUAAAUAAGGGGACGUGUUUGAAAAACAAUUUGGGAUUUCCGCUCUGUUCUGCCACUCGAUGCAUGCGAGAGGAAAACGUUUAAUUCUGUUUUGUCUAAUGGUACAACUCUUUACGUUUUCAGAACGAACUUUUAACGGUUUUUUUUGGAAACCUUUAAAAUAUUGAGCAGAUUCCAAGCGCAAUUUUGCUUUUAAAUCUGAAAAAAAAUUUGGUAGAAAUGAAACUCAGUAGGCAAUUCACUAUAUUUGGAAGUGCCAUCUUCUGCGUGGUGAUCUUUUCCUUGUACUUAAUGCUCGACCAUGUUCAGUUCGAUCACCCCAGGAACCCAAAGAAAGGAAUGACAUUCCCCAAGGGACAGCUUUCAAUUUUACAUGAAAAAAUUGACCACCUAGAACAGCUGUUAGCUGAAAACAAUGAAAUAAUUUCAAAUAUCAGAGAUUCGGUAAUUAACUUGAGUAAAUCUGUGAAAGAUGGUCCAGUGGGCAUUGAAGCCUCAAAUUCAAGUCAAAGAUUAGCCUCUGAAUUCCUUGGAGUAUCCGUUGUUAUUCCCAUUGAACCAGAAGAUUGCCAGUUCGCCUCAAAGGUUUACACAGAAGCAUCAAACAUACAAAUGCUGGAUAUCUAUAAAAUUCUACCUUUUGACAACCCAGAUGGUGGAGUUUGGAAACAGGGCUUUGACAUUACAUACAAUGAGCAUGAGUGGGAUGAUGAGCCAUUACAGAUCUUUGUUGUGCCCCAUUCGCACAAUGAUCCUGGUUGGCUGAAGACAUUUGAUGACUACUACAGAGAUCAGACUCAGCAUAUCCUGAACAACAUGGUGAUUAAACUACAAGAAGAUGCUCGUAGGAAAUUUAUUUGGUCUGAGAUUUCAUACUUCUCAAAAUGGUGGAACAAUAUUGAUGGGCAGAAGAAAGAUGCUGUUAAAAGGCUUUGUGAACAGGGUCAGUUGGAAAUAACAACAGGAGGUUGGGUCAUGACUGAUGAGGCUAGUACACAUUAUUUUGCAAUGAUUGACCAGCUGAUUGAAGGACAUCAGUGGCUUGAGAAGAACUUGGGAGUAAAACCGAGGACAGGAUGGGCGAUUGAUCCAUUUGGUCACACAUCUACAAUGGCAUAUCUUUUAAAACAGACUGGUAUGUCAAAUAUGCUAAUUCAGAGAGUUCACUAUUCUGUCAAGAAACAUUUUGCAACUCAAAAGAGCCUGGAAUUCUACUGGCGUCAGAACUGGGAUCGAAGUGGCAACACUGACAUCCUUUGUCAUAUGAUGCCAUUUUAUAGUUAUGAUGUUCCUCAUACUUGUGGCCCUGAUCCUAAAAUCUGCUGUCAAUUUGAUUUCAAACGUCUUCCUGGAGGCAGAAUUAGCUGUCCUUGGAGGAUACCUCCAGUUGAAAUACAUGAAGGCAAUGUUCAAGAAAGAGCCAACCUCCUCUUAGAUCAAUAUAGAAAAAAGUCCAAACUUUUCCGCACCAAAGUGCUCUUGGCUCCUCUGGGGGAUGAUUUUCGCUAUGAUCAAUUGUCAGAAUGGGACCAACAGUUUCAAAAUUAUCAGAAGCUGUUUGAUUAUAUGAAUUCUCAUCCAGAGCUCCAUGUUAAGGCUCAAUUUGGAACAUUGUCAGACUAUUUUGAUGCUCUCAGUAAAACUGCUGGUUCAGGAAAUUCACCAUCACCAUUUCCUGUAUUGAGUGGAGACUUUUUUACCUAUGCUGACCGAGAUGAUCAUUAUUGGAGUGGAUGUUUUACCUCCCGACCUUUCUAUAAGCGACUGGACAGAGUUUUAGAAUCGCAUUUGAGGGCUGCAGAAAUCCUUUAUUCUUUAGCGCUGACAAGUGCUAAGAAAUCUAAUAAAAUGACAGUGUUCCCUUCAGCUGAAGAUUAUAAGUUGCUGGUAGAAGCACGGCGCAAUCUUGGUCUGUUCCAACAUCAUGAUGCAAUCACUGGAACAGCUAAAGAGUGGGUUGUUGUGGAUUAUGGUACCAGACUAUUUCACUCAAUAAUAAACUUGAAAAGAGUGAUUGGUGACUCAGCACACUUUUUAAUAUUAAAAGACAAGGAAAAUUACAAAUACAACCCUUCAAAACCCUUUCUUCAAAUGGAUGAUAUCCAAGCUGCACAAGACUAUUUACCUGAAAGAACAACUAUUGAAUUGAGCUUAAUACCCAGAUAUCUUGUGGUAUAUAAUCCAGCAGAUCAAGAUCGUGUAUCCAUUGUAACAGUGCAAGUAAAUUCAUAUAAAGUAAAUGUGUUAACUGCUUCAGGGCAACAAGUGGAGGCUCAGAUUACUGCAGUUUGGGACAAAUCCAACAGAAUUUCCAAAGACGUAUUUCAGGUUUCCUUUUUGGCAAAGAUAUCAGCUCUAGGAUUGGGAAUCUACCAGUUAGUGAAAACUGAAGAUAUCAAAACCAAACUAGCAGAUUAUACCAUAUACACAAAUAGGAGAGAUAUAAUAACCUUUGAUCCCUUCAAGAUCAGUGUGUUGGAAAGCUCUGCUGGUGAUAUCACUAUUGAAAAUGCAAACUUGAAAGCUUGGUUUUCAGGGACGAAAGGAUUCUUGGAGAAAGUAAUCACCAAGGAAGAAAAGAGAGAGCAUCAUAUAAGUAUCCAGUUCGGGUGGUAUGGCACCACAAAUAAUCGAGAUAAAAGUGGAGCCUAUCUCUUCUUGCCGAAUGGAGAAGCUCAGCCGUAUACUUCUUCAGGGCCUCCUAUUUUGAGGAUAAUACGUGGUCCACUUUUCUCAGAGGUUGUGUGCAUCUACCAGCACUUCACACAUUCUGUGCGGCUUAGCAAUGUGUAUGGGGUUGAAGGGCUGUCACUGGAAAUCUCUAAUAUUGUUGAUAUCAGGCAUGAAAUGAAUCAAGAAAUUGCUAUGAGGCUGACUACAGAUGUCAAAAGCAACAAUCAGUUCUACACUGACCUGAAUGAUUUCCAGAUGCAGGCUAGGCAGACUUUGAGCAAGCUGCCUCUUCAAGCAAAUUUUUACCCUCUUACAACAACUGCAUACAUACAGGACAGUGAUGUUCGUUUGACCCUGCAUUCUGCUCAGUCCUUGGGAGUCGCUAGUCUGAAGAAUGGUCAGCUGGAAGUCAUAAUGGAUCGCAGACUGAUGCAAGAUGACAAUCGAGGCCUAGGACAAGGUGUUAAGGAUAAUAAAGUCACAGCCAGUCUAUUCAGACUUUUAUUGGAAAAAAGAAUCGAAACAAAUUUGGAUGAAGCUAAUAAGGCAAUGAGUUAUCCCUCUUUGUUGAGCCACAAGACAUCAUCUUACCUGAAUCAACCAGUCAUUCCAAUGGCUGUGAACCUAAAUGUUGAUGGAAUCCCUCCACUCUUGAACUUAUUUAGUCCUCUUUCUUCAUCCAUGCCAUGUGAUAUGCAAAUAGUUAACCUUAGAACAAUACAGGGAAAGGAUGAGUGGAGCCCAUCAGAUGAAGUAGCCCUGAUUAUCCACAGAAAGGGUUUUGAUUGUAGAUUUUUAAACAAAAACACUGGACUGUUUUGUUCUACUUCAAAAGGCAAGAUUCUCUUGCACAAUCUCUUUAGAGAAGUUAACAUUCAACGCCUAACUCCAUCGACCUUGUCUUUGAUGCAUACGCCACAAGAUCCAUAUAAUACUAGCAAAAUAGAACUGAACCCAAUGGAGAUAAGAACAAUCAGAAUUCAAUUAAGAUGAUUAUGUAACUGCUCCGAUUGCUGAAUGAUCUAUGUUGAAGAAUAUACUGUGCACAUUAUUGAGUUGCAAUAUCUACAAGCACAUUAAAAGUUAGGUGAAUAUGUCAAACCUACUGAUUCAACAAAGACCAAUGGUAAAAAUAUAUUUUAAUUUAAUUUUGUGGAAAAAAUUAUGAAAUUAUUAAAGUUUAGAAGUCCUUAUCAUACAACAAAAAA